AUGAGUGGACGAGCUCUACGAGGGAUCCACAAGCUGAGCACCAUCUCUGAGCAGGAAGGGGACAGUGGCGGGGGCUCUGUGGACUCUACUGAGGAUGAGGGGUUUGCCAGAUCCAGCAGCAGUAGCAGCCUCUCCAGUGACUCAUUUCAGCCCAGCAUAGGAGAGGACUGUGCAGCUAUCAUACUGACCUGUCUGUUCUGCCAACCGUCCGAGUUCUUCCGCAUUGUGCCGCUUGCAUGCAAGAGGGCCGUGGACCGAUGUUUCCCUUCCUGCAAGUAUGUGUUUGCCGCAGCGGAACCCGUUCACGACGACUGUUGCAGCUGCAAGUUGGACUUGGACUGCAACAUACUGGGCUCCUGCCACGAGGCCACCGAGGUCCUGGAACUGGCGCUGGAGAUCUCUGAAGUCUGCCACCACUGA
Molecule: messenger RNA, 420 nt
Organism: Scleropages formosus (Asian bonytongue)
Lineage: Eukaryota; Metazoa; Chordata; Actinopteri; Osteoglossiformes; Osteoglossidae
Product: myoD family inhibitor domain-containing protein 2-like
Exons: 2
Coding region: 1-420 (139 amino acids)
Source: RefSeq, a predicted model, not a curated record